GCUCCGCCCGCCCCGUCCCACAUGACACCGCCUCCGCCGCAAACUUUUUCCUCCCCAUCCUGUCGCGGCUCGAAAGGAAUGGAAAAUGGCGGCCUAGGCGCGGAGUUUCCUGGCGGAGCAGCGGCGGCGGCCAUCGCGGCGGCCCGGGGCGCAGGGGCCCGGGGGCGCCAUGACGCGCUGGGUGCCCACCAAGCGGGAGGAGAAGUACGGCGUGGCUUUUUAUAACUAUGAUGCCAGGGGAGCAGACGAGCUCUCGUUACAGAUAGGGGACACUGUGCACAUCUUGGAAACAUACGAAGGGUGGUACAGAGGUUAUACCUUAAGAAAAAAGUCUAAGAAGGGUAUAUUUCCUGCUUCAUAUAUUCAUCUUAAAGAAGCUAUAGUGGAAGGAAAAGGGCAACAUGAAACAGUCAUUCCGGGUGACCUGCCACUCAUACAGGAGGCCACCACGACACUCCGCGAGUGGUCCACCAUCUGGAGGCAGCUCUACGUGCAAGAUAACAGGGAGAUGUUUCGAAGUGUGCAGCACAUGAUCUACGAUCUCAUCGAGUGGCGAUCGCAGAUUCUUUCUGGAACCCUGCCCCAGGAUGAACUCAAAGAACUGAAGAAGAAGGUCACUGCUAAAAUUGAUUAUGGAAACAGAAUUCUUGAUUUGGACUUGGUGGUGAGAGAUGAAGAUGGGAACAUUUUGGACCCGGAACUAACGAGCACGAUUAGUCUCUUCAGAGCUCAUGAAGUAGCUUCUAAACAAGUAGAGGAAAGAUUACAAGAAGAAAAAUCUCAAAAGCAGAACAUAGAUAUUAACAGACAAGCUAAGUUUGCUGCCACCCCUUCUCUGGCCUUGUUUGUCAACCUCAAGAAUGUGGUUUGUAAAAUCGGAGAAGAUGCUGAAGUGCUCAUGUCUCUCUAUGAUCCUGCGGAGUCCAAAUUCAUCAGUGAAAACUACCUGGUUCGUUGGUCAAGUUCAGGAUUGCCCAAAGACAUAGACAGAUUACAUAAUUUGCGAGCUGUUUUUACUGACCUCGGGAGCAAAGACCUGAAGAGGGAGAAAAUCAGUUUUGUUUGUCAGAUCGUCCGUGUGGGUCGCAUGGAGCUGAGGGACAACAGCACCAGGAAACUGACCUCGGGCUUACGGCGACCGUUCGGAGCGGCCGUGAUGGAUGUAACAGAUAUAAUCAAUGGAAAAGUAGACGAUGAAGAUAAACAGCACUUCAUUCCCUUUCAGCCGCUCGCGUUGGAUGACGCCAUUCGACACAAGCCGCUGAACAUGUCAUCCCGUUUUUCACCCAGGGUGGCAGGGGAGAAUGACUUCCUUCAGACUGUUAUAAACAAAGUCAUUGCUGCCAAAGAAGUCAACCACAAGGGCCAGGGUUUGUGGGUAACAUUGAAAUUGCUUCCUGGAGAUAUCCAUCAAAUUAGAAAAGAGUUUCCUCAUUUAGUGGACAGGACCACAGCUGUGGCUCGGAAAACGGGGUUUCCGGAGAUAAUCAUGCCUGGUGAUGUUCGAAAUGAUAUCUAUGUAACAUUAGUUCAAGGAGAUUUUGAUAAAGGAAGCAAAACCACAGCGAAGAAUGUUGAGGUCACAGUGUCGGUGUAUGACGAAGAUGGAAAACGACUGGAGCACGUGAUUUUCCCGGGUGCUGGUGAUGAAGCGAUUUCAGAGUACAAGUCCGUGAUUUACUACCAAGUAAAACAGCCACGCUGGUUUGAGACCGUUAAGGUGGCCAUUCCCAUUGAGGAUGUUAACCGCAGUCACCUUCGGUUUACCUUCCGUCACAGAUCAUCACAGGACUCCAAGGAUAAAUCUGAGAAGAUAUUUGCACUAGCAUUUGUAAAACUGAUGAGAUAUGACGGGACCACUUUGAGGGACGGAGAGCACGAUCUGAUCGUCUAUAAGGCCGAAGCGAGGAAGCUGGAAGAUGCCGGGACGUACCUGAGCCUGCCGUCCACGAAAGCAGAGUUAGAGGAAAAGGGGCACCUGGCGAUGGGGAAGAGCAUGCAGAGUCUCGGGAGCUGCACCAUCAGCAAAGAUUCCUUCCAGAUCUCCACUCUCGUGUGUUCCACCAAGCUUACCCAGAACGUGGACCUCCUGGGCCUGCUGAAGUGGCGUUCGCACACCAGCCUGCUGCAGCAGAACCUGCGGCAGUUGAUGAAGGUGGACGGUGGCGAAGUGGUGAAGUUCCUCCAGGACACCUUGGAUGCCCUCUUCAACAUCAUGAUGGAGAACUCUGAGAGCGAGACUUUUGAUACAUUAGUGUUUGAUGCUCUGGUAUUUAUCAUUGGACUAAUUGCUGAUAGAAAAUUUCAACAUUUUAAUCCUGUUUUAGAGACCUACAUUAAGAAACACUUUAGUGCAACUUUAGCCUACACGAAGCUGACCAAAGUGUUAAGAAACUAUGUGGACAAUGCCGAGAAGCCGGGCGUCAGCGACCAGCUGUAUAAGGCCAUGAAAGCGCUGGAGUACAUCUUCAAGUUCAUCGUGCGCUCCCGGAUACUGUUCAACCAGGAAGCUGCUCUGGUUGCUGAGCCACGGCGGGAGGUGAACUUGGAGGGCGUGGCAGUGACGAUGGAGGAGAGAAGGCGGCCCGAUGAGGUCCUAGAAACUGUAGAAAUGGAGAAGAGUGGGUUGGGGGAAGAGGAGGCCUCCGACGUGAGGCUGUGCCCUGAGCCGAGGGGCGCAGGGAGGGAGGGUGGCCGUCUCAUCUGCGGGACAGCUGCGAACGGCACGCGGUGGCCGCCAGAGGUGGGUGUGAAGUUCAGGAGAAAGGGGGCGGCACUGAAGUACUUGCCAACGAUUGUCAACGAUGUGAAACUGGUGUUUGAUCCCAAGGAGCUCAGAUGUCAGUUUCACAUUCUGGGCAAUGUAAACGUCACAGUGCUUGAAGACAGAGUGGCAUACUGCAGAGAGAUCCUGCUUCCUAUGGUGACGGAUCAGCUCAAGUACCAUCUGGAGAGACAGGAAGACCUGGAGGCCUGCUGCCACCUGCUCAGUGACAUCCUGGAGGUUCUGUACAGGAAGGACGUGGGGCCAACACAGAGGCACGUCCAGAUAAUCAUGGAGAAACUCCUCCGGACAGUGAACCGGACCGUCAUUUCCAUGGGUCGAGAUUCCGAACUCAUUGGGAACUUCGUGGCUUGUAUGACAGCGAUUUUACGACAAAUGGAAGAUUAUCAUUAUGCUCAUUUGAUCAAGACUUUUGGGAAAAUGAGGACUGAUGUUGUGGACUUCCUGAUGGAAACAUUCAUCAUGUUUAAGAACCUCAUCGGGAAGAAUGUCUACCCUUUCGACUGGGUGAUAAUGAACAUGGUGCAGAAUAAAGUCUUCCUGCGAGCAAUUAAUCAGUAUGCAGAUAUGCUGAACAAAAAAUUUCUGGAUCAAGCCAGCUUUGAGCUACAGCUGUGGAACAACUACUUUCACCUGGCUGUGGCUUUUCUCACACAAGAGUCCUUGCAACUGGAGAAUUUUUCAAGUGCUAAGAGAGCCAAAAUCCUUAACAAGUAUGGAGAUAUGAGGAGACAGAUUGGUUUCGAAAUCCGAGACAUGUGGUACAACCUUGGUCAACACAAGAUAAAGUUCAUUCCAGAAAUGGUUGGUCCAAUAUUAGAAAUGACACUGAUCCCUGAGACGGAGCUGCGCAAAGCUACCCUCCCCAUCUUCUUUGAUAUGAUGCAGUGCGAAUUCCACUCCACCCGAAGCUUCCAGAUGUUUGAAAAUGAGAUCAUCACCAAGCUGGAUCAUGAAGUGGAAGGAGGCAGAGGAGACGAGCAGUACAAGGUGUUAUUUGAUAAAAUCCUCCUGGAACACUGCAGGAAGCACAAAUACCUCGCCAAAACGGGAGAAACUUUUGUAAAACUUGUGGUGCGCCUGAUGGAAAGACUUUUGGAUUAUAGAACCAUCAUGCAUGAUGAGAAUAAAGAAAACAGGAUGAGCUGUACUGUCAACGUGCUGAAUUUCUACAAAGAAAUUGAAAGAGAAGAAAUGUAUAUAAGGUAUUUGUACAAGCUGUGUGACCUGCACAAGGAGUGUGAUAACUACACUGAAGCCGCUUACACUCUCCUUCUCCACGCAAAGCUUCUGAAGUGGUCGGAGGAUGUGUGCGUGGCCCACCUCACCCAGCGGGACGGGUACCAGGCAACAACUCAAGGACAGCUGAAAGAGCAGCUCUACCAAGAAAUCAUCCACUACUUCGACAAAGGCAAGAUGUGGGAAGAGGCCAUUGCUCUGGGCAAGGAACUUGCUGAACAGUAUGAAAAUGAAAUGUUUGAUUAUGAACAACUCAGUGAAUUGCUGAAAAAACAGGCUCAAUUUUAUGAAAACAUUGUCAAAGUGGUAAGACCCAAGCCUGACUAUUUCGCUGUUGGCUACUAUGGACAAGGGUUCCCCACGUUCCUUCGGGGCAAAGUUUUCAUUUACCGAGGAAAAGAGUAUGAACGCCGGGAAGACUUUGAAGCUCGGCUUUUAACUCAGUUUCCCAACGCCGAGAAAAUGAAGACGACGUCUCCGCCAGGCGACGAGAUUAAAACCUCUCCCGGCCAGUAUAUUCAGUGCUUCACGGUAAAGCCCAAACUCGAUUUGCCCCCGAAAUUCCACAGGCCUGUGUCAGAGCAGAUUGUAAGUUUUUACAGGGUGAACGAAGUGCAGCGAUUUGAAUAUUCUCGGCCAAUCCGCAAGGGAGAGAAAAACCCAGACAAUGAAUUUGCGAAUAUGUGGAUUGAGAGAACCAUAUACACAACUGCAUAUAAAUUACCUGGGAUUUUAAGGUGGUUUGAAGUCAAGUCUGUUUUCAUGGUGGAGAUCAGCCCCCUGGAGAACGCCAUCGAGACCAUGCAGCUGACCAACGACAGGAUGGCUAGCAUGGUGCAGCAGCACCUGGAUGACCCCGGCCUGCCCAUCAACCCCCUGUCCAUGCUCCUGAGCGGUAUCGUGGACCCUGCCGUCAUGGGCGGCUUCGCAAACUACGAAAAGGCCUUCUUUACAGAGCGGUACCUGCAGGAGCACCCUGAGGCCCACGAUAAGAUUGAGAAGCUCAAGGACCUGAUUGCCUGGCAGAUUCCGUUUUUGGCCGAAGGGAUCAGGAUUCAUGGAGACAAAGUUACUGAAGCUUUGAGGCCGUUUCAUGAGAGAAUGGAAGCCUGUUUCAAACAGCUAAGGGAAAAAGUAGAAAAGCAGUAUGGUGUGCGAAUCAUGCCCUCAAGUCUGGAUGACAGAAGGGGCAGCCGUCCCCGGUCCAUGGUCCGGUCCUUCACGAUGCCUGCCUCCCCCCGGCCCCUGUCUGUGGCAUCUGUCUCAUCCCUGUCAUCCGACAGCACCCCUUCUAGGCCGGGCUCUGAUGGGUUUGCUCUGGAGCCUCUCCUGCCAAAGAAAAUGCACUCCAGGUCCCAGGACAGGCUGGACAAGGACGACCUAGAGAAGGAGAAGAAGGAGAAGAAGAAGGAAAAAAGGAACAGCAAACAUCAGGAGAUAUUCGAUAAGGAAUUCAAACCCAGCGAUGUUCCCCUGCAGCAGUCCGAGGCCGUGAUCCUCUCAGAAACGAUAAGUCCCCUGCGGCCCCAGAGACCAAAAAGCCAGGUGAUCAACGUCAUCAGCAGUGAAAGGCGUUUCUCAGUGUCCCCAUCCCCGUCCUCCCAGACGACGCCCCCUCCGGUCACGCCGAGGGCCAAGCUCAGCUUCAGUCUGCAGCCCAGUCUGGAGCUGAAUGGCAUGCCCGGGAUGGACGUGGCCGAGGUCCCGCCUCCUCUGCCUCUCAAAGGCAGCAUGGCAGACUACGGGAAACUGAUGGAGAACCAGGACUUGAUGGGCUCACCGGUGCCCCCACCCCCUCCUCCCCACCAGAGGCAUCUGCCGCCUCCGCUGCCCAGCAAGACACCACCUCCUCCCCCGCCAAAGACAACGCGCAAGCAGACGUCAGUGGACUCUGGGAUUGUGCAGUGAGAGCAGCAGGGCCUCCUCGAAAGAGCGAGCUGGCAUCUUUCCCCCACCUCCAGACCUUCUUCGUGUCCGGCGUCUGUUUGCCUUAUCAGGCCUGUGGUGUCUGACAUGUCGUGCAGUUGCUUUUCCUUAGCAGGAGGUCAUUUUCAGCCACGGAGUGAGUGGCCUUUCACAUGGGAGCCAGGUGAACACAGGUCUGGAAAAUACUGUUGUGGGACUCCUGGGGAUGUCCUUCCUAAGAGAGCCCAAGUCUUGCUCCAAAGUCCUUUCUGUGCCAAAUGACACAUUAGCAAAGAGCAUGGUUGACCUGAGUGUAGCCUCGUGGGAAAGGUCAGAGAGACCACCGUGUGCAAGGAACCGUAUAGUAACUGAGCUUAGCAAUCUUCUCUGCUCUCCGGGCCAGACCCUCUGUUUUAUCAGACCCUCCUCACUACGACUGGUGGUGUGACUUCGCUGGUUCAGUGUAUCUUCAGCCUACAUCAGACAAUCGAGGUCAGCGCUUUCAGGGAAGUUCCUCAUUCCCUUUGGUAUUUCUCAGCUACUGAACAGUUACUAAUUUAUGGAGUGGAAGCACCAUUAAAAAUACUGGAUCAAGUGAAAAAAUAAAUAUGAGUAUAGGAAGAUACAUUUUCUUUCUUUUUAAAAAAAGACUAUGUAUACCACAGGAGAUGGUUUUAAUUGCGUGAGUUCUUUUUGUCCUCAUUCUGUACAGAAGUUUGUAUAUAUGAUGGUUCUUAGAACGUGUUCUAAUUCUUGUGGGCCUUCUGUUUAUUGUAAUAGACGUACGCAAAUGAUUCUCGAUAUGUGUUCUUAGUUUUUAACUACUGGAAGUGUAAAGAAAUGCAAAUUAAGUUUUGUGGGGUUUUUUUUUUUUCAAAACUCAAGUUGAUGGACAAUGAUUUUUUAAAAACUAACUUUGUAUAACCUAAUAUUUUUAUUCUGUCAUCUAUAUUUUUUUAUUCACUGUCAUCAUGAUACUCUUCUAGUAGGCUCAAAAGUUAAUCAUUGACAACAAAAAAAUAAAAGGCUAUUUAAAAAGG
Manis javanica (Malayan pangolin) is the source of this 6969-nucleotide messenger RNA. Lineage: Eukaryota; Metazoa; Chordata; Mammalia; Pholidota; Manidae. The record is from RefSeq and is a predicted model, not a curated record.